UUUUGACCUUCCUCUUGAAAGCGUCUGGGGACCCUCAGACCAUAUUCUGAGAACAACUUUUUGAGUUAAUAUUAGUCAAUUCAUCAUCACCUGAAAAUUAGUUAUGAGGUUUUACAAGCCUGAGGAUUUAAUGCGAUGUACUUUUUCAGAAAGAUGAAACAACGGACAUACUGAAUGUCCCCAUUAUAACGCAUCCAGAGAAUGCACAAAUAUGCCAUUUUCAUCCGUCAAAAGAACUGAAGCCGAACUGAGGGACUGUACAUCAGAUAUUUGGAGUUCUUACAACAUGGCAGACAUUGACAACAAAGAACAGUCUGAACUUGAUCAAGAUUUGGAUGAUGUUGAAGAAGUAGAAGAAGAGGAAACUGGUGAAGAAACAAAAAUCAAAGCACGUCAGCUAACUGUUCAGAUGAUGCAAAAUCCUCAGAUUCUUGCAGCCCUUCAAGAAAGACUUGAUGGUCUGGUAGAAACACCAACAGGAUACAUUGAAAGCCUGCCUAGGGUAGUUAAAAGACGAGUGAAUGCUCUCAAAAACCUGCAAGUUAAAUGUGCACAGAUAGAAGCCAAAUUCUAUGAGGAAGUUCACGAUCUUGAAAGGAAGUAUGCUGUUCUCUAUCAGCCUCUGUUUGAUAAGCGAUUUGAGAUUAUUAAUGCAAUUUAUGAACCUACGGAAGAAGAAUGUGAAUGGAAACCAGAUGAAGAAGAUGAGAUUUCGGAGGAGUUGAAAGAAAAGGCCAAGAUCGAAGAUGAGAAAAAGGAUGAAGAAAAAGAAGACCCCAAAGGAAUUCCUGAAUUUUGGUUAACUGUUUUUAAGAAUGUUGACUUGCUCAGUGAUAUGGUUCAGGAACAUGAUGAACCUAUUCUGAAACACUUGAAAGAUAUUAAAGUGAAAUUCUCAGAUGCUGGCCAGCCUAUGAGUUUUGUCUUAGAAUUUCACUUUGAACCCAAUGAAUAUUUUACAAAUGAAGUGCUGACAAAGACAUAUAGGAUGAGGUCAGAACCAGAUGAUUCUGAUCCCUUUUCUUUUGAUGGACCAGAAAUUAUGGGUUGUACAGGGUGCCAGAUAGAUUGGAAAAAAGGAAAGAAUGUCACUUUGAAAACCAUUAAGAAGAAGCAGAAACACAAGGGACGUGGGACAGUUCGUACUGUGACUAAAACAGUUUCCAAUGACUCUUUCUUUAAUUUUUUUGCCCCUCCUGAAGUUCCUGAGAGUGGAGAUCUGGAUGAUGAUGCUGAAGCUAUCCUUGCUGCAGACUUCGAAAUUGGUCACUUUUUACGUGAGCGUAUAAUCCCGAGAUCAGUGUUAUAUUUUACUGGAGAAGCUAUUGAAGAUGAUGAUGAUGAUUAUGAUGAAGAAGGUGAAGAAGCGGAUGAGGAAGGGGAAGAAGAAGGAGAUGAGGAAAAUGAUCCAGACUAUGACCCAAAGAAGGAUCAAAACCCAGCAGAGUGCAAGCAGCAGUGAAGCAGGAUGGUCUACCUUCUGCUUCCCUGGAAAGGAUGAAUUUACAUCAUUUGACAAGCCUAUUUUCAAGUUAUUUGUUGUUUGUUUGCUUGUUUCUGUUUUUGCAGCCUAAAAUAAAAAUUUCAAAUACAAUUUUAGUUUUUACAAGAUAAUGUCUUAAUUUUGUACCAAUUCAGGUAGAAGCAGAGAUCUUCCUUGAAUUAAGGGUUAUACUCAGUUUUUACCACAUUGUUGAAGAAAAGGGUACCAGCUUUGGCAUGAGAUACUUGCUUUUUUUUUUUUUUAAUUAAUUUUCUUUGGGUUAGAGCUAGAGAGAAGGCCCCAAGCUUCUGUGGUUUCUUCUAAUUCUUACUGCUUAAAGUAUGAAUAUGUCACUUAAACCCAUGCUUCUGUUUACUGUGUAUUAAAAUGGGUAGUACUGUUUACUUAACUACCUCAUGGAUGUGUUAAGGCAUAUUGAGUUAAAUCUCAUAUAAUGUUUCUCAAUCUUGUUAAAAGCUCAAAAUUUUGGGCCUAUUUGUAACGCCAGUGUGACACUCAGCAUUUUGUUCACACCACGCUUUGAUAACUAAACUGGAAAACAAAGGUUAAGUACAUCUGUUCUGGAUCUGGGCAGUCAGCACUCUUCUAGAUCUUUGCGUGGCUCCUAUUUUUGUAGAAGUGGAUGGAUGCACUAUUUCACAAGGUCCAAGAUUUUUUUUCAGAUAUUUUUGAUGACUGUAUUGUAGUAAAUACUACAGGGAUAGCACUAUAGUAUUGUCAUGAGACUUAAAGUGGAAAUAAGACUAUUUUUGACAAAAGAUGCCAUUAAAUUUCAGACUGUAGAGCCACAUUUAUAAUACCUCAGGCUAAUUACUGUUAAUUUGGGGGUUGAACUUUUGAUGACAGCAAGGGUGGAUUAUUGGAUUGUCAUUAGAGGAAGGUCUAGAUUUUCUGCGCUUAAUAAAAUUACAUUGAAUUCAUUUUUAGAAUUAGUGAAAACUUCCUUUUUGAGAUGUUAGUGUUAAGGUCUUGGAAUGUGAACACAUUGUCUGUAGUGCUAUCCAUUCCUCUCCUGAGAUUUUAACUUACUACUGGAAAUCCUUAACCAAUUGUAAUAGCUUUUUUCUCUUUAUUUUCAAAAUGAUUUCCUUUGCUUUGAUUAGACACUAUGUGCUUUUUUUUUUUUUUUUUUUAACUAUAGCUCAUCGAAAUGCAGCUUUUUCUGAACUUUAAAGAUAGAAUCCCAUUUUUAAUGAACUGAAGUAGCAAAAUCAUCUUUUUCAUUCUUUAGGAAAUAGCUAUUGCCAAAGUGAAGGUCUUGUUACAUAAUGGGGAUGUGGUUUGCAGAAGAAUUUUCUUAAGGGAUGUCAGUGUUUAUGCCAUUUUUCCAGUUCCAAAAUGAUUCCAUUCCAUUCUAGAAAUUUGAAGUAUGUAACUUGAAAUCCUUAAUAAAAUUUGGAUUUAAUUUUAUAAAAUGUACUGGUGAUAUUUUGGGUGUUUUUAAAUGAAUAUAUAUACUUUUUUUUUGAAGAGUGGAGAGUAGUGAUGUCUAGAGUGAGCUAUUUCGUGCUGAGGCCAUUGUGUUCUGUAAAUCCAUAAUUUUAAGAGCAAUCUCACAAUCCCUGCUAAGUGGAGUUUAUUAUUUGAAGACUAAAAUGGAAUUCCAUAGUUCCCAAUAGAUUAUAUUCUGAGUUAUCUACGAACAUUUUUGAGACACUUGAAGAUUUGUCUUUACACUCUGUAGUUUCCAGCAGCCCAUGCAGACUGCCAAGUAAGUCUCAUUUUUUUUUCCUGUUAGAAAUGGUGAAGUAUCAUAUAGUCACUUAUAAAGAACACUGAUUAGAAAAAAUUUUAGCGUUGUUUGCUUUAUGGUCACUCAAAUAUGGUAAGUGUUCCACAUAUUCCACAAAUUGAUCAGUUGAUAGUUUAACAUGGAUGUCUGAAAGCCACAUAUAUAAUUUCUUAGGAUUCUCAAAUUAGUAAAUCUAGCUUACUGAAACAGUAUUAGCAUCACUAUUUUAGGUUGCAAAAAUACUUUAAUUGUGUGGAAUUGGCUAAUAGAGUGGUACUUAAGAAAAAUGGGAUUCUACCUCUAUUUCUGUUUUAGCUUUAGCACACUUAAACAUGAAAGGAUAUAUUAACUUUCAUAGAAAUAUUUUUGUUGUGUGAAUAGGUUAAUGAUGCGGUAAGGCCCCUAAGAUAACUGAAUUAACUGUUUGUUGUAAUUGUAGGCCAUUCCCAUUAUUAAAAAUAAAGACAAAACUUUGAGUAACUGAAAAUCUUAUCGUGCUAUGUAGAAACAUUGAACUAAUAUUCAAAUAGUUGAAUGCUUUGGUUUCAGGGAUUGGUUUAAAAUUUGCCUCCUUUUUCAUGGGUUAGUCUUAUAAAAAUUUAAGCCUUUAUAUUUUUGACUUUAAAUCAAAACAAAUGUUAUUUUAAAUGUACAGAAUACAUUGACAGUGCAGAAGAGCGUAAGUUCUUCAUAGGAGCUUUAGAAAAGAGAAAUAUAUGCCAAUUCAGUUUUUUUUUUUAUCUUCUGCACUGUACAUAUACACUUGGUAAUUACGAGCUCAAUUUUGUUUUUGGAAAUAGUGUUCAUAAUUUAGGUAAUUUGCUACUUAAAGCACUAAGUCUCUGAUACCUGAAAAGUAAAUGUAAAUGGUGAUGGUGAAAUAAUACUGCAAUUAACUUAAUAGAUGUAUACUGCUGAUUUUUGUAUGCUGGAUUAAAACUCCAGAUAUUAAAAUAUAACCUGGAUAAAAAAGUUCUUGGACUGAUUGAGGAUCGCUUACAUGACUUUACAUAAAUGGAAACAUCCUUGUUGGUAUAUGAAAUUGUUUUACUCAAGGAUAAGUGUUUAUUCAUAAGAAAUUUUGAUUGAUGUAUUACAUUUUCAAAAAUA
Molecule: messenger RNA, 4346 nt
Organism: Rhinopithecus roxellana (golden snub-nosed monkey)
Lineage: Eukaryota; Metazoa; Chordata; Mammalia; Primates; Cercopithecidae
Gene: NAP1L1
Product: nucleosome assembly protein 1 like 1
Exons: 16
Coding region: 212-1462 (416 amino acids)
Biological process (GO): nucleosome assembly
Cellular component (GO): nucleus; chromatin
Molecular function (GO): chromatin binding; histone binding
Source: RefSeq, a predicted model, not a curated record